AUGAAGAUCAAGCCCUUUGUUCUAGGCAUAGCCUCCGUGCUCAGCUCCCUGGUGGACGCACUACCGAGCCCAGGCAAUCAGACUAGCAAGCCACAGGCCUCGGACCGAAUGGUCUUUGCCCAUUUCAUGAUCGGAAUCGUCAGCAACCGCAAGUCGGCCACCGAGUUCGACAGCGACAUGAAACGCGCGAAAGACUUAGGGAUCGAUGCCUUCGCCCUCAACAUUGGCGUGGACCGCGUCGACCCCUUCACAGAUACACAAUUGGAGUUUGCGUACCAGUCGGCCGCGAACAAUGACAUGAAGGUUUUUAUAUCCUUCGACUUCAACUGGUGGAAGGAAGACUCAGAGGCCUCUCUAGUUGGCCAGAAGAUUGCCAAGUUUGGGGGAAAGCCGGCGCAGCUCAUGAUGGACGGCAAGAUUUUCGUCUCAUCGUUUGCUGGUGACCGAGUGGAUGUCAACGCGAUCCGUUCUGCUGCUGGUCGGCCCAUCUACUGGGCUCCGAACUACCACCGACCGGAGAGCGCUGAUAUCUCCAAAGUGGAUGCUCUGCUGAACUGGAUGGCCUGGCCCAACGACGGGAACAACAAGGCACCUAAGCCCGGUCAUCUUGUGACCGUGCAGGAUGGCGAUAAGAAGUAUAUGAAUGCGUUGGGAGGCAAGCCCUAUAUCGCUCGUGAGCAAAUUCCUAUGCCCUACUUUAUGUCAUCUAGCCCAGAGCUAACCUCGCCGUCAGCCGUCUCGCCUUGGUUCUCUACCCACUUUGGCCCCGAAGUCCCAUAUAGUAAGAACUGGGUCUUUCCGUCGGACAAUCUUUGGUAUGAGCGAUGGAUUGAGAUGUUGAACCUCAAGCCACGCUUCAUUGAAAUCGUCACUUGGAACGACUACGGUGAAUCCCAUUACAUUGCCCCUCUGGCCUCUCCCCAUACAGAUGACGGAUGUUCCAAAUAUGUCAAUGACAUGCCACAUAAUGGCUGGAUGGAACUGGCCCGGCCUUUCAUUGCCGCCUACAAGGCGGGUGCCUCAUCCGUUAACGAAUAUAUCAAGGACGAGCAAUUGAUCUACUGGUAUCGACCAUCUCCCCGCGGCGCAAACUGCGACGCCACCGACACCUGCAUGGUUCCCGCAGACAACAGCAGCGGCAAUUACUUCAUGGGCCGGCCAAAUGGCUGGGAGUCCAUGGAUGACGUGGUCUUCGUCGUCUCCAUGUUGAAGUCCCCCGCCAAGAUCCAGGUCUCCUCGGGGACCAGCCAGCAAGUCUUCGAGGCCAAGGCUGGAGCCACAGCCUUCAAAGCCCCGAUGGGCGUCGGGCAGCAGAGCUUCGCCGUGGUCCGCGACAACAAGAUGGUCCUGGCCGGGACGAGUCCAAAGGAUAUCAUCGACGGGUGUGUGUGCGGUAUCUAUAACUUCAAUGCCUUCGUCGGGAUGCUCCCCGCGGAGCCCAUGGACAACCUCCAGCCAGACAGUCUCGCCCGCUUCGCCCAAGGCCUCAAGGUGCAAUGCGAAGCCAGACCGUCGCUAAAACCACCACCACCUCCACCAUCAACAAUCAAUCCCAACCCACCUACCAACCCUCCAAACCCACCGACGAAUCCUCCAAACCCUCCCCCAACCAAUAAUCCUCCAAACCCUCCCCCAACCAACAAUCCCCCUCCUCCACCGCCCCCUACCACAACCCAAACCCACCAUCACCACCAACGAACAACCCUCCCCCAAACAAUCCUCCCCCAAAUCAGCCCCCAGGAACUGUCUGCACCGGUGGCACAGGCCAAGACAACCACAAAGGUCUCUGCGACUUCUGCUGCCACUAUGGCUACUGCCCGCCAGGACCCUGCACCUGCAACGCAUACGGCGCCCCAGUCCUGA
Molecule: messenger RNA, 1863 nt
Organism: Aspergillus nomiae NRRL 13137
Lineage: Eukaryota; Fungi; Ascomycota; Eurotiomycetes; Eurotiales; Aspergillaceae
Product: glycoside hydrolase family 71 protein
Exons: 4
Coding region: 1-1863 (620 amino acids)
Biological process (GO): mating projection tip cell wall disassembly
Molecular function (GO): glucan endo-1,3-alpha-glucosidase activity
Source: RefSeq, a predicted model, not a curated record